AAUCGAGUGUCCUUAGCAACAGAACAACAAAAACAAACGAAAUCCAAUAAGAUGGUCAGCAGAGUGCAAAGGAGUUUUUUUUAACUUUUGCUCCGAGGACACGCCCUCUACUUCCACUCCCCUGAUCGACCCUCUCUUCCUGUUGCGCGCACCACCAUCUGAUACGUUGUGGAGAUGAGCUACCCAGGUUAUCCUCCUCAGUCAGGCGGCUACCCGCCACAAGCGGGUGGCUACCCAUCACAAUCGGGCGGAUACCCACCACAAGGUGGCGGAUACCCACCACAGGCCGGGGGCUACCCACCACAGGCCGGGGGCUACCCACCACAGGCCGGGGGCUACCCACCACAAGGGGGUGGAUACCCACCACAAGGAGGUGGCUACCCACCACAGGCAGGCGGUUACCCUCAGAUGGGGGGUGGGUACCCACCAGCAGCGGGGGGCUACCCUCCCCAGGGUGGUGGCUACCCUGCCCCAGCUGGAGGUUUCCCACCUCAGGCCGGAGGAUAUCAACAACCUCAGCCAGGUGGAGGCUUUCCGUCCAUGCCUCCAGGAGGUGGCGGCUGGGGAGCGGCACCACAAGGCUACGGCGCACCAGGUGGCGCUCCACAGGGAUACCCAGGAGGGGUGGCACCAGGUCAGCAACCUGCGCCCAACUACCCCAGCGGAGGGGGAUAUGGAAGCGGGGUUCCAACUAAUCCUCAGGCACCCGCCAUCCCUACGGGCUACAGAGGCUCUAUUAAGGACUUCCCUGGGGCUGAUCCCCUGAGGGAUGUGGAAAUUCUUCGGAAGGCAAUGAAGGGUUUCGGCACAGACGAAAAUGCCAUCAUUGAGCUUUUGGGAAGUCGCAGCAACAAGCAAAGAGUUCCCAUGGUGGCAGCCUACAAAACAACUUAUGGCAAGGAUUUGCUCCACGAUCUGAAGUCUGAGCUGACUGGAAAUUUUGAGCAUCUUGUUCUUUCCAUGCUGAAGAGUCCGGCGCACUUUGACGCGUCCGAACUCAGAGAGGCAAUAAAGGGUGCUGGGACAGACGAAGCUUGCCUGAUUGAGAUCCUCUCGUCUCGCUCCAACGCGGAUAUUCGUGAAAUUGCGAGGAUUUACAAAGCAGAGUAUGGGAAAACUCUGGAGGACGCCAUCAACAGUGACACCUCCGGUCACUUCCGAAGACUCUUGGUUUCCCUCUGCCAGGGCAACCGCGACGAGAGGGAAAAUGUGGACAUAUCGCUUGCCAAGCAGGACGCUCAGAAACUGUACGCCGCGGGGGAGAACAAAGUGGGCACAGACGAGAGUCAGUUCAACGCCAUCUUGUGCGCCCGUAGCAAGCCUUACCUGCGGGCCGUCUUCCAGGAGUACCAGCAGAUGUGCGGUCGUGACAUCGAGAAGAGCAUCUGCAGGGAAAUGUCGGGCAAUGUGGAGUCUGGCAUGGUGGCGGUGGUGAAAUGCAUCAAGAACACCCCCGCCUACUUUGCUGAGCGACUGCACAAGGCCAUGCAGGGUGCUGGGACCAAGGACAGGACUCUGGUCCGGAUUAUGGUGUCCCGCUCCGAGAUUGACAUGAUGGACAUCAGGCAGGCGUACGUGAGGACCUACGGGAAGUCACUGUACACUCACAUCUCCGGUGACACCUCCGGUGACUACAAGAAGCUGCUGUUGAAGCUUUGCGGUGGUAAUGACUAAGAAAUGACAACCUUUCACAAGGACGGAACGACCAGUUGAUACUCAAAACUACCUGCAGCGAGUUCGUCCGUAUGCACGUUAUCUCUUAAUUGGAUACGUCGUGAUUAUUUUUUGCGUGUUUGUUGUAGUCGUCGCUUGCCAAAUAGACCCGAUUUAUAUAUUUGAAUAUAACCAAACUAUAGAAGGGCGUGCCUGGAUAUUUCAUGCAAACUACAACGUCUAACCGCGUGUGUUCUUAUCUGACCGAACGACAUGAAUGAAUGACAAAAUUGUCAAAUUCUCUAAAAGUGAAGUGCUGUGAAUAGUAAAAAAUACCGGUAGUCGCAUCGCUUCCGUUUUGCCAUAUUUUGUUUGGUUAGUCUCGUUUUAAAAUUGCAACCAAUCCUUUUUUUUUUCUUUGUUUUUGUGUGCACAUCUACAUCAGUACCGCUGUACCUUGACGAAUUCAAAUUUAUGCUUGCACGUCAAGAUACCACUGUAUUGUGUAGGUCUUUUUUUAAUUUUUUUUUUUUUAAAGAGGUGCACUUAUAUUUAAAAAAAGCCAAAUCAAUGGGCUCUCCUGCCAAGUGAUAAUUUACAAGUAGUUUUUUUUUUUUUAAAUAUAUGUGCACAGUGUACAAAAUGUGAUUUGUUACUUUUUGGGGGUUGCCAACACAUUUCAAAUGGUCAUUCGUGCAAAAUAUCUGCAAUGAACGCCCGCACGCGAACCUGUCGUACUCGCGCUUGCUCGCCUAUGCAAAGUAGCCACCGCUUUAUAUCGUUCGCUUGAGAUUACUGAACCUUUUUUUUUUUUGUUUUUCUGCUCGUUCCGAGCGUUAACUCAGUCUGUGGCCUUAGUCUUGUUGAUGCCACUAGAGGGCACUGUCAACAUAUUUUGCAACUGAAUGUCUUUUUUCGUGACAAUCUUGUCAGUGCUUGACAUGUACAAAACACACAAACUAAUAGCAUCAUUUUUAUUUCAAUUAAAAAAAGAAAAAAUAAUGACAUCA
Molecule: messenger RNA, 2663 nt
Organism: Hippocampus zosterae (dwarf seahorse)
Lineage: Eukaryota; Metazoa; Chordata; Actinopteri; Syngnathiformes; Syngnathidae
Product: annexin A4-like
Exons: 15
Coding region: 175-1674 (499 amino acids)
Biological process (GO): phagocytosis; cytokinetic process
Cellular component (GO): cytoplasm
Molecular function (GO): calcium-dependent phospholipid binding; calcium ion binding
Source: RefSeq, a predicted model, not a curated record